UUGACUUUCGUGUGCACAGUCGCUGGUCCUUACUCUGGAUAUGGCGGUGCCGGUUGGGCGACAUUCGUUAGCAUCGUCUCUUUCAUUUGCACACUGACGUUGUUGAUCAUGUAUUUUGUGCAUCUCAUAGAAAUGCUGAAGCCAAUUCCAUGGCUUUUACUGGAAUCUAUUUAUUGUGUCAUAUGGACCGUUUUUUACUUCAUUGCUGCCAUUGUUUUGGCGCAUGCCGGGGCCGCAUUUAGCGUUGCCGCCGCCUGGGGCGCAGCAUCACUGUUGUCUAACUACUUUAUGCUCUUAGUUUUUCUCGUUUGCGGCUAUGUUCACCUAUGGAGCUGA
Messenger RNA from Soboliphyme baturini, 336 nucleotides. Lineage: Eukaryota; Metazoa; Nematoda; Enoplea; Dioctophymatida; Soboliphymatidae. The record is from the annotation of a GenBank genome assembly.